Messenger RNA from Rhincodon typus (whale shark), 1351 nucleotides. RefSeq names its product granulocyte-macrophage colony-stimulating factor receptor subunit alpha-like. The record is from RefSeq and is a predicted model, not a curated record. Bases 119 to 1351 code for a protein of 410 amino acids. Gene Ontology annotation, molecular function: cytokine receptor activity; protein binding. The transcript is spliced from 11 exons. Gene Ontology annotation, cellular component: membrane; external side of plasma membrane. Lineage: Eukaryota; Metazoa; Chordata; Chondrichthyes; Orectolobiformes; Rhincodontidae. Gene Ontology annotation, biological process: cytokine-mediated signaling pathway.
CAGUCUCAGAAAGUCAACAAACAAUUUGCCCCAUUGUUCUUGCACAAACUCCCAUUCUAAUGGGUAUUUUAUGAUCUGCGUCUAACCUUCCUUCAGAUUUCUGUUGAAGAUUUCCACAAUGGUCUCACUGAACACAUGCCUUACAAUUUCCUUUGUUUUACUGAUAGCAUUAAGUGAUGGAUGCCUGGAAUUCCUAGCAAACCUUACUGACCUUAAUCCACCGACCAACAUCACAAUUGUGGAUAGACAGCUUGGGGAAGUGACAUUUUCUUGGAAUGAUGGCCUCAGUGAAUUCAUAAAGGCUCAGAGUCACGUCAGAUAUCUAUUUGAGUAUAAGUACUUUGAUUCUCAAACUUGGCAAGAAAUUACUGAAGAAAACAAGUGCAAAUUGGAUAAGGACAGACCGUGUUUAACAAACCUGUUUGAUUUAUUUGAGGAGGUCACAGACAGGGCAGAUGAGGGUGAUCGAGAAACAUUGGCUUCCAAUUUCUCAUGUGUUCUCUAUAAUCAUUCAGCCAUGAAUUGUACAUGGUAUUGUGGCAGGAAAGCACCAAAUGACACGCAAUAUAAAAUGUAUUACAGACAGAAUGAUGCAACUCUGCAGUGUACACAUUAUAUGGAUGUCGGUGGAAGGCAGGAAUGCCAUAUUGAUCAAGGCACAGUUGAUGUUGAGGAGAACAUUCUGAUAUGUGUCAAUGGAUCUAGUAAUUCUCGAAUGAUUCAACAAUAUUAUACAGAAUUUGACCCACAAGUAUAUGAGGUGUACAACCCACCAGUAAAUCUUGAGGUUUUGCCAAAUCUGACGGUGAAAUGGGACAUGCCUCCCGGCUAUGCCAUUAAUAUUGAUUGCUUUGCAUUUGAACUGAACGUCACUGAUCAGGAUGAGGGUAGAACUGAGUUCUUCACUUGCCGAUAUGAAACAAAGUAUGUCCUUGUAAACAUCAAGCCCACAACACGUUACUCAGUGAAAGUAAGAAUGAAACUGAAGCAUUGCAAAGAAACAAAGUUCUGGAGCCACUGGAGUAAUGAGGUUUUUAUCGAACCUGUCCAGGUGCCUAACGUUUAUUGGAUGCUGAUUACAUUGGCCAUAUUGGUAGUGGUGCUAGGAUUGAUUCUAAUGUUUGUUUUCAAAAGGUACAGAUUAUUGGAAAUUGUACUCAAACCAAUUCCCAGUCCUCAAAAGAAGUUCAACGCAUUGUUUGAAGAAUACAAUGGUGAUUUCCAGAAUUGGAUAAACUGUCAGAUACCAGUCUCAAAAGUUGAUGAAUGUCAAACAGUUGUCAUUGAAGAAAGUCUCCAAAGUGAAGAAUUAAGAAGCUUUCACUGCCACCCAUCCAUGCACCUGCCAUGA